Molecule: messenger RNA, 390 nt
Organism: Ilex paraguariensis (yerba mate)
Lineage: Eukaryota; Viridiplantae; Streptophyta; Magnoliopsida; Aquifoliales; Aquifoliaceae
Source: the annotation of a GenBank genome assembly
AUGGAGGGAGGAGUAACAGUACCUAUUGCCCACUGUAACAUUCCGUCGAGGGAAGAAAAACCGCCGUCGAACUGGUCCUCUUCAUUCAACAACGACGCCGAUGACUCAUCUGCUUCAGCCUUCCUCACAAGAUCCCCUUCCUCUUUUGCGGUUGACCAAAACAAACCUCCCGAAGCCGACUUAUUUACACGUUCAGCCGUCUCGAUUCCCAUUACCAUCGCCACCAUCAACACCAACAUUGCUAUAGUCCUUCCCAUCCUAACAAUAGUAGCACUAUGGACUACACACAGCAAGGCUGCAACGGUUUUGCAGUGCCGGACAGGUAGGUAUUGCUUAGACUUGGAGCCAGGUAUAAAUCCGAGAGAUCUGGGUCGGGCGCGAAUCUUCUAG